AUGUGACGUUGCCGCGCUUUCGGAAGUGAACUGCAAUGAAGAAGGACGGUAAGAGCAGCUGUAGAUAGAUAGCUGUAAACAUUUUUUUUUACUUUCUUUCGGUGUUACUGUUAGUGUAGUCCAGUAAUAAUGUAAAGCUCAAUGAAGAGACCUAACAACAUGUAUAAUUACACAUCGUCAUAGUGACAGUGUGUUAAAGAAGAGUUCAUGUGUGUGCAGUAAGUAUCUGUCAUGUUAGCAUGGUUAUCUUCAAAUCGUUCAAUGUUUUUGUAGCUCAAACAUAUUUAGAAAACAAUGCAGAUAAACAUGAUAGUUAUAUGUUUUUUUUCACUGUUAAACUUUGUAUGUUUGCUUCAUUACAGUGAUAAGUGUAUUUGAUGAUGGGUUUUUGCAAUCCAAAAACAACUUUCUGAAUAUUAUUAACGUCGUUGCAUGCAAUAUAUUCAUAGUGCUAGCGUUUAGUUGUUACUAUCUUACAUUUGGUUUGUAGAAAGCGUGUGGGUUUCAUGUGUAUUUUAAAAUGCAUGCAGAUGUGGAGUAAAGAGCGUAACUGAAGAGUACGAAAUAUACAAGUUUAAGGAUGUGCAAUCGAAGACUAAAAUUAAUUGAGUGUGAAUUUCUUAGAGGCAUUAGGGCUGUCACAAUUAUUAAAUAAUCUCGUCACAAUUGUUUGACCUAAUCGCUAUUAUUUCAGAUAACCACAAUGAUUGUAAAUCCUUAAAACAAGGGUGAUCUGCAGCAUUUUACCUGUACUCACCGUUACGUUCAAAUGACAUUUCUUCAUCAUUUGAGUUGUAUCGUAUUUGUACUUUUUGUGUUUAAGAGAUUUAUUAAAGUGACACCAGAUUUGCUGCAUCUACACAGCAAGAGGACAUCCUCAUAUCUCAGUCUUUUCUGUUAAGGUCACUCUAGGGAAUGUUACUAGUUAUUUACAGAAUUUUUACAAUUCUUAAUGUAUCUAUAUUUUAUUUGAAUAAAUGAGCUGUAAUUAAUCUUUUAAACAGCCUCUAAACAGACAAUUAAUUGCCAAAAUCGCAAUUAUUUAAUAGAAAUCAAUCGUUAGCCAAAUUUCAUCAUUGUGACAGCCCUACUUCCCACUUGUUUUCCUAAAUUAAGAAAACAAUCAAAACUUGAAAGACCCCCGCCUGGUUUUUAUCAUAAAUAUGGUUUAAAAAAAAAACAAGGAACAAAGACUGGGUCCUUUUUAUUUUUAAUAAUUAACCCAUGAAUCGCUCUGCAAAUUACAUACUCAAAUGAUGAAUGAAGAUGCAUUAUUUCUGUAUAAUUUUAUUACAUUAAGUUACCUUUAAAAAUGAAUCGGAACACUUACUUGAGGAAAAAUGGUUUUACACUGUUUGGUACCCCCUCAAUGGUCUUGUAUACAAUAAUGUUAUAUUAGGUUUUUAUGUAUACUUUUAACUACAACAAGACUAGAACACAUAGAGUGCGUCUCAAUCAGAUCCCGAGGUGGUGAAUAUCUUGUAUACGGGUUAGGGCACUGGUAAGGAGUGGACCCUGGCUCACUUCACAUUGGUACACUGCUCACUUAUAUUCCUGUGACGUGACUGCGUGAGCGCGUUGUUAUACUUCACAGCUGGUAAUUAUCAACAACAGACAUCUCUCUGACUUAAUUUUUUUAAGUAAUGGAUGAAAUACAUAUGAGAAACUCUUUCAUAAUUUUGUUACAUAUCCGUGAACAAUUUGGUCUAAUAUUAAAGUCAACCAUUAAUUAGAUUGUGUUCCCUGCCUGUCUAGCGUGUGUUACUAGUGUGUACUAGUGUGUUUAUUAGGGAUGUAGCGAUAUAAAAAUCUUGCGGUACGGUAAUACCUUGGUGUGUUGUCUGCGAUACGAUAUUUUUGGGAGGCAAAUGAAGACUUGGAAAAAGUGCCAUAAUUGUUUAAUGAACAAUUAUUGAAUAUUGUGAUAAUGUACAAAUUAACAAUGUCAAAUCCUGUCCUCUUUUCUUUAUCCUCUAAUCAUAACUGUUGCUUUGAGGUAUGAGAUCGGUCAAAUGACUUAAAACUCCCUCUUAUAAAAUAAAAAAUUGCACCAGCUGGACCUUGACAGAGGUAACAUCUAUUGUAUUGUUUAACAUUCUCUAUGUUAAAGGUACAGUGAGGGAUGUUUUGUAUGAUCUAUUAACAGAAAUGCAAUAUAACAUACAAAACUGUGUCUUUAGAUGCGUAUAAAAACCUUACGUAAUGAAAAGUUAUGUUUUUAUUACCUUAGAAUAAACCAGUUGUAUCUACAUAGGGAGCGGGCCUAUCUACAUCGAAUUUGUUAUGUUGCGCAGCCAUGUUUUGUACAGUAAGCUCUAACGGACAAACAGCUCUACAGAGCGCGUUUCGUAUAUGUUGGUCUUCGUGUGUGUUUUUAGACGCAGCUUGAGUCAUCACUGAGUUGAAGACGCACAAAGUAGUAAGUCGUAGUACGGAGAGGAGGAGGAGGAGUAGUCGUCGUCUAGCUGAAGCAAUUGAUUGUUCUGUCUUAGAAGUUUUGAUAAAAUGGAGGACCAUGUGUAUUGUGCACAAGAGCCAACAGAGCGUGAAUCUCAGUCGUCAAAGAAGCGCAAACGUGAUGCUGCCAGACGAAUUAGAGACAAACGGCGGCAGAAAUCCAGGAUAAAAACAUCGGUGUAUCUAUUACCAGAUGGAAGGCACUGUUGAAAGACAAAUGUUUUCAAGGCGAUGCCGAAGUUGCCUGUUUUCUGCUAGACUGGUAAGAUAAUUUAACAUUUUCUAUGUUUCCACAUUUUCAAUGUUUACCAAACAACUGUUUUGUUGAAACGGUAACGUUAGCAUUUUAUACAAAUGGCCAUAACCUCCGAAUAAUAAUGUUUUUCCGUCCCUGCGGUACGUACUCCGGUUGUUCCUGACUUUACAAAGGGGGAGACAAACGUCUACUAACUUACACCUAACUGCCUAUGUCGCUGUCAGAUCAAACGCUUUGAACAGCGUUGCUAUUUACGAUUAGCUAACUUUAGUUACUUCACUACUCUCAGCGUGUACUAGAUAGCACGCAAGAAAUAUAUCUAAUUAUAGAAUUGUAACAGUAACUUUCGCAAUAGAAUACAUGUUAAAUGAUUAAUUACGUUAAUAUAUUGCCUUACCUGCUUGUAUCACUAUUAUCCGCUGUCUCAGUAGACGACAUCUUUUUUUACUGUUGCGGCCACCGUCGUAAUUCGAAAGGGAGGGGUGGGCAAAUUACUCUAUAAAACUAUAAUACAAAGCUAGUGACCGCUGAUUUUCAAGAACUGCGCCUUCAAAGGCCCGGAAGACCUAUCAUUUCACCACGAUAAUAUUGAGACAAUUUUGCUAUUGUGAUACCAUGAAAUUGAUAAUAAGGUCACAUCCCUACUAGGGCUGUCACGAUUAUGAAAUUUGGCUGAUGAUUGAUUGUCUAAUAAAUCAUUGCGUUUAUGCCGUAGGGCUGGGCGAUAUGGCAAAAAAGUUAACUCGAUAGUUUUUUUCUAUAUUGAUCGAUAACGAUAUUUAUUUCAAUAUAUAUUUAAUUAAAAAACUGUAUUUAAAAGAAUCUAUUUUAAAUACAGUUUAUUAACAAAAGUUCACCUUUAACCAGUUAAAAUUCAAUUAAAUGAAUGCACUGUUGCAACACAGAGGAUAUUAGGCCAUAAACAACAUGUACCAGUUCAUUCAGUCUUAUUUUGACUCAAUUGACUCGUUAAGUAAAGGGAGUGUUCAUUCAGUACAUUCAACCAAUGAAAGGGCUCCGUUACUGUGUACAUUCGAACGCUAUUGGCUCAGCACCUGCGCACAUACAUAACACUGCAAUAAUGUCUUGCUCGAGUAGUGGGAUUCAUUCAAUGCAUUCAGUGAACCUUAGUCUUUCAAAAAGACAUCUCAAAUAAACUGUAGUACAUUUCUUUAAUCAUGCAAGCAUCUUGCAUACAAGGUUCAAUCUUUUAAUGUGCACACAAACUCACUUCAUUACAUCUCUAAUCUGUACAGGGCAGCGCUGGUUUGUUUCAUAAGCACCAGCUCGUGUUAGCAGAUAUGUUAACGAUGGAUAUAACGUUUGUGCUUCAGUUUCGAAGUAACUCGAUUGCAAUUGCGCCUCAAAUUUGUUUUGUUUAUCCGGCGAUUAUGAAAGAAAAAUAAGACACUUGAUAAACCGCGUGAUGACAACUCGAGGUUAGUUUCACCUUUGUUUCCGCAUCCAGUAACGUUUUCCUCUUCAUGUUGAGUUUUCUUUGCCAAGUGCAGUAUGAAAUGGACUUUGUACUUUGACGCGCAUGAUAAACUGACUGUUGUUGCGUUUAUUUCUGCGUUCUGUUAGACUGUAAGAUUAAUCCAUAUCGAGUCAAAAUGCCAAUAGCUUAUCAUCGUUUUUGAAAUGCAUUCUAUAGCGAUUUGAAUUGAUAUCGUUUAUCGGCCCAGCCCUAUUAUGACGAUUAAUUGUCCGUUUUAGAGCUUUGACUUUUAAUUCUGAUUGAAUUAUUGAUUGAAACGACCAUAUUGUUCUGAAUAUAAAGACUAUGUUCUUUUUCUUGGAAAACAUAGGAAAAAAUUGGGUCACCAUACUUAAGGUUUAGGCUUUUACCUGUCAAUAAUACAACCGCCAAAUACUUGUAAAUUAAGUAAAUUGAUCAGGAGUGAAUUGAAGCCACCAUUAGAAUGAUAUCAGUGAUAGAAAAGCUUCUAGUCUGUUUUUUCUCACUUGCAAGACUACAAUAAAAGUUUACUUCUAUUUUAAUGAGAUUUUUGUAGACUGGUUUUUACACUGAAAUAAUAUUAAAUUGUACUGCAGGUUAUUUUUAUGGUACUGUAUAUGCUUUAGUUUUUUUUUAAAAGUGAUUGUGUUGUACAUGGUGGUACAUUUUACAAGUAUUACAAUGCUUUAGUUACUGUAUAUACAAUAAAAUAUGCAAUAUGCAGAUGCACUACAGCUCCCCCUAAUGUCUUCUAUAGAAAUGUGAAAUAAUUGCGAUGAACUGAAACCAUCGCGAUGAGGUCAAACAAUCGCGAUGAGACGAUUAUUUAAUAAUCGUGACAGCCCUAAUCCCUACCCUAGUGUUUAUACAUAAAUAAAAUAAACAUUUGUCUUUUCAAAAGUUCUGUCGCGUUUCAUUAAGUUUAUUGUGUUGGCUUGUGCAAUUUCGGUUAAACAGAUUAAAAAAAUGUCACGUGAUUUCCGGUAUGGGAACAUAGUGAGCAUCGAUGCUCCCUGUGGGAAUUUUUAGGGAACAAAUAUAAUCAGUGCACUGGGAGGAUUUUACAAAAUAGACGGCCCUUAAAAAUCAGUGCACUGACUACUGAACAAGGGAGCUGACUGAGACGCACCUGUAGUGUCUUCUAAAGCUGUGUCCCAAUUUGAGGGCUGCGUCCUUUGAAGGCUGCAUUUCAAGCCCCCUAGCAACAUGCCCAAAGUAGCUAAAUUAGCUAAAAACACCUGGAGACAAAUCCCAGGAUGACGACGACGGCACAUUAAGUGAAGCAUCGGCGUUGACAACAGCUUCAACAUCUACAGGUAAUUAAUUAACCUAUCUAAUUUGAGAAUUUUAACUUGUUAGAGAAAACGUCAUUUUCACUGUUUUGGUUGGUUGACGUUAACAUAGCAUGCGUGAACUAGCGUGAGCUAACACUUGAGCCAUUGGCUGCAUUGAAAUUCCGUACUCUGCAAUUUAUGUUAAAAACAGUAACGUAAACAUUAUGAGAGAUAUCCGAAUUAUACCCUAAAAAUACCCUAUUACUAGUUGCCAACUGUUUUACUGUAUACAGACACCAAAGUCAGUGGCAGUCAGCAACGGCAUAAAUUAUUGUCAAUAACUGUUCUAUAAAUAACUUAGUUUCUUUACAGUUAUUAAAGUAAACAUCCGUAAAAUAAUAGCUUGGAUAAUCUUUAAUCUAAGUGAGCAGAACAAUAGCCGGGAAAACUAGGGCCCAGGUAAAAAUAUACCAUUAUUCCUUUAAUGAAAUUGAAUUGUUGUGAGCUCCUGUCUGAGUCCUGUUAUUUACACUAUUGUCUUCAUUGACAGGUUCUGCUGUCCCACUUUCAACCUGCCCUUCUGUCACAGUGAGAGCAGCAGAGGUAACACGCUUCACUCUGGCGCAGAAGGCUUCAUCAUCAUUACCAUCAUUAUCAUUACUCCGCCCGAGUGUUCUCAACAGCGGGGGACACAGUGAGUGUGGAGGGGGCUAGGCUUUUACCUGUUAGAGUUGACAUGCUAAUCUUUCUAAAAAAAGAACUGCUAGUUAGUUUUGUUUCUUCAUAAAAUAGUUUACUGACCUUUAUGCUCCUUGUUCAUUUGUUUUUCAUUUCAUUUUAUUUAUUUAUAGACUGUGUUACGUAACAGUGUUGAUCACACUAACUAUGCCAUGGAUGUUGUAGGGCAGUGGUCACCAACCUUUUUGAGCCUAAGAUCCCUGACGUCAGAAUUGUUGAAAGGCAAGAUCUACCAUUGAAAAAGUUGAAAAUAAAAACAGCCCAGAUUGAACCUCCUGCUUGAGGCCUUUUAUUUAGUCUAUAAUUGUGGGUCUAUUUGAAUUACCUGAAAUUCUUUGUUCCACUUUUCAGAUGCAGCUAAGCAAACUCUGUAACAUGUAGAGUUGCCACUUUCAGUGUGGCAUAAUGAGGUGAAAAACACCAAUUUAAACACCAGUUCAAGGACUUUAAUUCAUACAUGACAGCUUGACAUUAAAACGAGGUUUAGAAUAAGUUUAACAAGACCCUAAUUAUUUAGGUAUUUACUGUAUAAAGAUUUGUUCUUUAUGAUGCAUUUAUUUAGUUUACUUUUAUUAAGUAAAUACAUCAUAUAGAUGGAAAUGUUAUAAAUAGGCCCUAAUAAUAACAACAACGUUAAUUAUUUAUUUUAAAUCAUUUAUCUAUUUACUUUUACCCGUCUAAUAAUGUCUUGGUAAUAAGUAUCUGUUUCAUAAAAUAGCUAAAGGUAGUAGUAUGGAAUGGGCUAUCAUAUUAGGCUAAUUGAAAACAUAAAUAGGAUAUCAGCAGGAGAUGUCAUCUCCCGCAUGAGAUAGUACUGGUGCAGUUUACCAUCACUGACAGACCCGCGGAUCAUUCACUAUUACAACUUUGUGAAUAGACCGAUGUUGUCUUUCAGACAAACUCAACAUUAAAAUGCGACGCUUUCUCACCAUAUCCCGUUGCUCACACUCGUAAGUUACAUUCGCUGAAGACAGAGAGCCGCGAUUCCAGAUACGUGGACAGUAUGAACCCGCGGCGCUUGUUUGAGCAUCCAGUGUAAAAGCACAAAAACGCCAACGAACAAGUGACAUUUUUAUGUCAUAUGAAUAAACUGUUUUUAAGCGUAAUGCACCGCAACAGAAUAGUGACCUCCAAAUGACAGUUACGCCAGUGCAUGCGCGAGUCUCAUUUUGCGUUUGAUCACUGACCACCGACAUUAGAAACACUGAAGAGCGAUCACGCGCAGUCGCGCAUCACAAUGAAAUGUGAUUAAUGAUAACGGUCGCAUUAAAAACUCACGCAGGCCAGGGAAUCAUUAUUUAUACAGCCAUGAAAAGAUUAAUGCAGAACUUAAAAACAUACAACCACUGAAUGAAGAGAAACAGAGAUGCGCUUGCAAAACUGGAAAUUGAUCAGGCACAAUAUAUUUGUCUCUCCAUUUUCGAAUUAGCCUACUUUCGGGGAUCGACAAGUAAUGUCUCAAAGAUCGACCAGUCGAUCGCGAUCGACGGGUUGGCGACCACUGUUGUAGGGGUUAUUUUUUGUAAGGAUUGUGUGGAACAUUUCUAAAUAAAUAGAAAAAUGUUGAAAAUCAGAGGUUUGGGCUUAUUAUUUUCACUGAAAGUCACUAAAGUCAGAGAGUCAAGUACCGUGAAAUGUACCCAACCCUAAUCACGCUACACUUCAGCCUCUCGUCAAAAUUCUUGUCCAAUCAAAUCCGCUUUAGAAUCCGAAGAGUCCCGCCCCCUUCACUGACAGAACUGCUGAAGUGGCGCCUCAUAUCAGCCAAUUGUUUGCAUAUUUAUUAUGUCCUACAUGGUGAAUGAUGCAUAAUGCACUAGAUGGGAGGUAAGGGGAUGAUCCAGACAGUGUAAACAUUAAAGUCUUAAUUUGGCGUUAGUGUCACGCGAGCAUCCUCCAGUUAAGAGACACUAUAGUGCAGAGCUGAUCAUAUGCACCGGUCAUAUGCCCAAAUCCGCUUUGAAAACAAAACGUAUCCGACCCGUUUCAAGUCUACACAGAAUUUCAAAUGUUAAGGUUCUAUGGAAGAGAUCAGACAGCACAGCCUUGGUGAGUAAAUGAGAAGACAAACACCAGUGUCACUCACCAAGGUAAAUAACAAGCUUUAAAUGACACAUCACUGGUAUCACUGAUCUUCCUAUUAUUUUUAAUAGACUCACACCACUGUCACUGUGGUUAUCAAGCUGUUAAAUGCAGCUUUGCCAGGCUUUGCUGUAAACAAAAUUCUAUUGGUUAUUUUAAAAGCGGGAGGGGCCACUCGAUAUGUCUCGCGCUUUCUGAAUUUUUCAGUUGAUAUUAUGUCAACACAUCAAAUAAUUCUGCGCGUUCCACGGCGAUUCAGUGCGUCUUUAAAUAUACAUUCAAAACUUUAGUUAAAUAAAAGUGUGUAAUAUGCCAGAAACUGUCCUUGUCAGUGUCUUAAUAUUAUAUAUAAUAUUGUUCACUAAUAUUAUUGAUCCAGUAUUGUGUUUUACAUAUGUACAAGGUCAGUUAAUUUGAUAUACCGUUGGGCUGGUUUAAUCGACAUAAAUGCAUUAUUUUCCCUAAAAUAAAUUAUUUUUGGCUCCGUAUUUGUUUAAAAAAGUCAGAAAUGUCUCUGCUGCGUCACGCUGCUGUCACCGGGUGACAGGAGCAGCAGGUGAUGCAACUUGGAAAUCCUCCGUAAGGAUAGACUCAUUUCAGUUCACAUUGGUGACUUCGGAUGCUGCAUCCUUUGGAAACCGCAUCUUCGCUUCCACGUCCAGGUCACAGCCUUCGAAGUGGGACACAGUUAAAGUUGACUAGUUAUCCUUUUGUUUCAGUUUGUUGACUAAUUGUUUGAUUUCCUCUCAGUUUUAGGGAUUCAGGAUGAUCUAAUAGUUCAUGAAUGUCGUCUGUCUGCAAAGACCUGGACAUGUGGAAGAACAUUGCUCUUGCAUUUGUUUCAUUUGUAAAUAAGUGACAGCUGUUCAUGUGAAAUGUGAUGCAUGCAUUUUUGAAUCUGCUGCGACCCUGAAGCUCAAAAUGGAUCUUCUCAUCUUGGUCCUAAGCAUGAGAGAUUGAACAUCGGGUAUAUGAACGAGAUGGCCGAUAUGGCUGUACAUUGGGAUACGGUAGCAGAAACCGUCCACUUUGAGCAGCCUGCUGUUUCUCUGGUCAAUUCAUCAGACGGAGAUGAUGGUCAUGUGAAGGUGUCUCCUGGGUCUGAGCGGGAAAAUGGCAGUGAACACCCUCAUGAAUACUUGGGUGACAUGGAAGCAGAAGAAAGUAAAGAACAAAAUGAAAACAAUUCCACAACUGAAGACCUCAGUGAUGACCAGGAGGAAGAUGGGAAUUUGGAAAAUCAUGCUAAAGAUAGAUUUAAGGAGAAGAAAUUGGAGAAUGAGCCGUCAAUGGACGGAGAGUCUAAAUCUCGCAAUGCUGGAGCUGGGAAAAAAGGAAAGUCCAAAAGAAGUGGAUCAGGGCAGAGUUUAUGCGACCAGACACCAUUAUUGACCUCUCCGUUCUCCAUGUCGCAUAAGUCUUUCCUCUCAUCCUCUGGGCCAAACAGACACAAGCAGGUCAGAAAACGAAACCAUUACAUGCACAAUCAUGGCCGCACACGACAGAGAAACGGACUGCAGCUUGUCGUAACAUGUCGAGAUUUUGUGGCAGAAUCCAUCAGCCCGUGGUGUAUUUCCUGCAUCCAUAUGAUUGUAGAGCUCAUCAUCUCUUUAACCCACCGCUGCGGGAUUGCUGUGGAAUCGUCAGGGAUUGCUCUGUACGAGUUUGGAGUGCACUUGUUCUGGAAGGUCACUGAUGUUCCCGGCAUGACGGAAGAUUUGAGACGAGUCCUUGACUGGAGCCGCCGUUUAACUGUAGCUUUAUUAGAGCGUGCCAGCAGGACUGCAGGUUGGGCUCACCAGUCCCUGGUCUCCGGCAUGAGGACUCUCGGUGUUGCAGUGUGCAGCACCUCUCAGAUAAUGAGCUAUGUCUUUGUAAAGCUGGCAGGGGAGAGAGGCAGAAAAUGGUGGCUUUCCCUUCAGAGCAGCAGGCUUUGGAGAAAAGUGUCUGAUGUGACCAUGAGAAUUCGCAGGCUUUGCUUUAAUGGAGGCGUCAUGAAUGAAAACUCAAAUCCAGAGUCUUCCAACAGAGGGACGGAGAAAUAUCAGCCUGAAGAAGAGCUCCAGAGACUGCUGGCCCUGGCCAAGAUCCCUGAAGAAGAGUUGGACCCAUUCAGUGUUCUGGGAGUAGAUAUUCACGCAACUGAAUCUGAGCUGAAGAGAGCUUAUAGACAGCUGGCUAUACAGAUUCAUCCAGACAAAAACAAGCAUCCGGGUGCUGACGAGGCUUUUAAGGUUUUAAGGGCAGCAUGGGACAUUGUCAGUAACCCAGAAACACGACGAGAGUAUGAACUGAAGCGGAUGGCAACCACAGAGCUUUCAAAGUCCAUGAAUGAGUUCUUGGCCAAAUUGCAGGAUGACUUGAAAGAGGCCGUGAACACCAUGAUGUGCACUAAAUGUGAGGGCAAGCACAAGCGCUUUGAGAUGGACCGUGAAGCCAGCGAAGCCCGCUUCUGUGCUGAAUGUAAGAAGUGGCACAGUGCUGAGGAGGGAGAUCUGUGGGCUGAAUCUAGAAUGCUGGGUCUGCGAAUCACAUACUUUGCUUUUAUGGAUGGCAAAGUCUUUGAUAUCACUGAGUGGGCAGGCUGUCAACGGAUAGGCAUCUCUCCAGACACACAUCGUGUGCCCUAUCAUAUCUCAUUUGGCUCCAAAGGUAGCAGCAGCGCCAGCCGGCACAGAUCCCCUCCAGAUCAUCCAGGCGGUGGUGCACCCGCAGACCUGCAAGACUUCUUUAACAGCUUCUUCCAGGGCGGAGUUCCUAAUAAUGUAUCAGCUAAUGGAGGCUUCUUCUCUGAAGGAACACCGUCUAAUCAGGGUUUCAGAGCUGCCGCUGAGACUGCAGGAAUGUUUUCAGGAUCUCCUCCACAAACAGGGUUCUUUAGCUCAACGACCCAACGGAGCGAACCCAACGAACACUGGACUGAGGGAGGAAAGCCGCCGCGUCGACGUAAGAAAGUCCGCAAGCCAUUCCAGCACUGAACGGGGCAGUGUUUGACAGCGAGCGCUGCCUGUGGACAGGUUUUUACCUAAUGCAAAAAAAGAACAAAUCUUUUGAUCUCAGAAAAGCGGUUCAGUGCUUUGUGAAGCAUCUGAUACAGACUGAAAUGGCCACGUUGAUUUUCGGCAGAGGUGCAAGAAAAAGAUCUUGCUGAUUGAAGUCACUUUUUUUUCUUUUUUUAUGUGGACAAUUGUACAGAGAUUAAAAUCACAUUCUGUCUUUCCUAAACAGAAUGUUAUUUGAUUUCGUUGAGAUUGAAAAAGUGAAUCCAUUGAGUAAUAUUCAGGAGUGUGGCAGUAUGUUUGGUGAUGCUAUAACUAUAGGACAGCGUUUCCCAAUCCUGGUCAUUUUUGACCUCACGCUAGUCUGACACACUCUUCCGAGGUCUUGGAGUCUUUAAUAAUGAGCUGAGAAGUUAGAACAUUUUGUGUAAAACAGCCAGGUAUAGAAAAUGGUACUCCAGGACCAGGAUUGGGAACCACGGUUUUAGGAUAUAGUUGAAAUCGCACGCAGACCUCAGGGAUUGCAUCUGCAUAAAUCAGAGAGCAGGACAAAGACCCAGAUUUCCCGUUCUUUCUGGGAUUUUACAUUGCUCAUGACAUCCGAGGAAUCAUUAUCCUGUUUUUGAAGCCUCCAUAAUUAUCAGAUUCACGUUAAAGCCUAUGUUUUGGUUUAUUGAAGUGGAUGUACUUAUUUUCUUUUAACAGGAUGUUGGGUGUGCAAAUAAUACAUAAGGAUUACAAGAUUUACAUGACUUGGAAUGAUGGUAUUCGUGAAUUCCCUGAAAGAAUAAUUUUGUCUGAAUGUUCAAUUUGUUUUUGUUGAUUAUAAGAGUUUAUAAAAGGAAAGUAAAAUGUUUGACAUUCAAGUUAAAGCACAACUAGCUGAUUAAUAACAUCACGUAUAAUGAAGUGAACACAUAAAUGUCUGGUUGCAUACAUUUUCAUUAAUCACCUCUGAAAACCCCAAACUGUAUCCCUUUAACAGCAAGUCCACUUUGUAACACUCAGGAACCAUCCAAACCUAAUAACUCAUGCUCCAUUUUUGAUGCUCAGUUGAAUUGGAUUAUUUUGAUUUAGACGCAGUAUAGCAUUUAAGACAGGACUGCCUUCUUUUUCUAAAGACGAAGUUGAAAGCAUAUUUACAUUUAUGCAUUUGGCAUAUGCUUUCAACUUCGUCUUUAGAAAGAGAAGGCAGUCCUGUCUCAAAUGCUAUACUGAUAUUGCUUCAUAUGUGUUUAGUGUCUUGAGCUUCAGCUCGUGAGGAAAACACGGAGUCAAAAUGCCGUAUAAUGUGGUUACUGGAUUUCAGCAGGUAAAAUUCCACAUAAUAAAAUGAACCUCUCAAUUAAGGAUUGACCCACACAAAAUUCAUAUGUCAUAUGACUGCUUCUGUUAUUUGUAACAGAAUUUUUAGGGUGAAAUUUUAAGUUUUAUCUUCAGUUUGGUUACCAAAAUAUAGCUUCAUUUCUAUUCAAAACUGAUCACAGAAGUGCAUAAAUAAAACUUGAGUCAUUACCUUUAGUUUAUGUUGGUAUUUCUGUUAAACAAAACAUUAAUGUUAAACAAAACAACAUAUCACCAUAAAUUGACUUUGUUAUUUGUGUUUCGGUUGAAAUUUACUGUAUAUGGUUUUAAUUCCAUUGGCUGUUUAAAGAAGGGGAUUUUUGAGUGCAUUCAAUAUUGUCCAUGAAUCUGACAGUGAUUCGACAGUCUUAAGUUUCUGCAGAGUGAUCAAAAUGUUUAUGUAAGAAACUGCUGAAGAUCACUCUAGAAUUAGACAAUCAUUAUAAUGUUUGCAGGACACUUGUCAACAAUUGGUCUAUUAGUACCUCUCACCAUUACCUUCAUAUAUUAAAAUUGAUGUCCCCAAACAUUGUGCCAUCGUUUAAAUCUCUUGAGCAUCUACAAGUGUGAGCGAAGGUUGUGCUUUAAAAAAAGGUUAUCCGCCAUGUUACACAUGUGAGCGGUAAACUUUAAAUGAAAACAAAUUGAAAUGAUUUAUUAAUCUUUUGUUUUGUCCAGUCCUUCAGUUUGACGUCAUUCAUUCAUUGAUUUCUGUUUAGUGACCAAAUGGCAACUCUUAUUGCUCUGAACAUUGUAAUAUUCCUGUAGCUCAAAUGGUAGGGUUAGGUAGUGGGGUUUAACUUGGGGGUGGGGGAACGUGUAACUUGAACUCCUCAUUAUUAUUAAUAAUAUAUCUAAUUUAAAUGCUUAAUAUUUCAACUAUCAUACUUUUUUUUAUUUACUUUAGUGAGGUUUAUAAGUUAAAGGGAUAGUUCGCCCUAAAAUGGAAAUUCUAUCAUUAUUUCUUCAUUUUAAAUCUGUACAAGUUUCUUUCUUCUG
Molecule: messenger RNA, 13608 nt
Organism: Triplophysa rosa
Lineage: Eukaryota; Metazoa; Chordata; Actinopteri; Cypriniformes; Nemacheilidae
Gene: dnajc14
Product: DnaJ (Hsp40) homolog, subfamily C, member 14
Exons: 7
Coding region: 9238-11244 (668 amino acids)
Molecular function (GO): dopamine receptor binding
Source: RefSeq, a predicted model, not a curated record